Messenger RNA from Nanorana parkeri, 1785 nucleotides. RefSeq names its product keratin, type II cytoskeletal 6A-like. The transcript is spliced from 9 exons. The record is from RefSeq and is a predicted model, not a curated record. The coding region runs from base 43 to 1731 and encodes 562 amino acids. Gene Ontology annotation, cellular component: keratin filament. Lineage: Eukaryota; Metazoa; Chordata; Amphibia; Anura; Dicroglossidae. Gene Ontology annotation, molecular function: structural constituent of skin epidermis. Gene Ontology annotation, biological process: intermediate filament organization; keratinization.
GUUUUUAACUCAUCUUCAGAAAACAAAGAUCUACCAAGAACCAUGUCUGCAUCUCGCCAAAUGACAUACUCUGUUGGAGGAGCAAAGAAAAAUGUCAGCAGUGCUUCUGUUUGUCCAGCUGGGGCAAACCGAAAUAGCUUCAGCUCAGUUUCUGUCUCUCGCUCAAGCAGUGGAGGUGUUGGUGCUGGCCAUGCUGGCUCUGGUGGCUUUGGUAGCAGAAGUCUUUAUUGUUUGGGAGGAAGUAGAAAAAUUUCCAUUCCUACAGGCUUACAAUCCCAGUCUGGAAGUGGUUCUGGGUAUGGAGCUGGUGUCGGAGCAGGCUUUGGAGUAGGUUCUGGGUUUGGCAUUGGUCAAGGAUUCGGUGGUAAUUCUGGAUUUCCUGUAUGCCCACCAGGGGGGAUACAACAAGUUACUGUCAAUCAGAGCCUCUUAGCACCUCUCAAUUUGGAAAUUGACCCACAAAUUCAAAAAGUGCGUACAGAAGAGAGGGAACAAAUCAAGACUCUAAACAACAAGUUUGCAUCCUUCAUAGAUAAGGUUAGAUUCUUAGAACAGCAGAACAAGGUUCUUGAAACAAAAUGGAAGCUUUUGCAAGAGCAAGGUGUCAAGGUUGUGAAGAAUAACAUUGAGCCACUUUUUGAAGCCUAUAUUAACUCACUAAGGAGACAGCUGGACAGCCUAGUAAAUGAUAAGGCCCGUCUGGAUGGAGAGUUGAAACAAAUGCAAGAUGCUGUGGAAGAAUUCAAACACAAGUAUGAGGAUGAAAUUAACAAGCGCACAGCAGCUGAGAAUGAAUUUGUUGUACUCAAGAAGGAUGUGGAUAUUGCCUACACAAACAAGGUGGAACUAGAAUCCAAGGUGGCUGCUUUGACAGAUGAGAUCAACUUCCUGAGGGCACUAUAUGAAGCGGAACUCGCCCAGAUGCAGGGCCAGAUUUCCGAUACUUCAGUUAUUCUCUCAAUGGACAAUAACAGAAAUCUAGACCUAAACAGUAUUAUUUCUGAAGUCAAGGCUCAGUAUGAGGAGAUUGCCAACCGAAGCCGGCAAGAAGCUGAGAGCUGGUAUCAAAACAAAUAUGAAGAGCUCCAGGUCUCUGCUGGAAGACACGGUGAUGAUCUGAAAUCCACAAAAGCUGAAAUUGCUGAGCUGAAUCGCUACAUCAACAAACUUCGUUCUGAAAUUGACAGCGUGAAGAAACAGUGUGCCAAACUACAGACUGCAAUUGCUGAUGCUGAACAGCGUGGUGAGCUUGCAGUAAAGGAUGCUAAGCAAAAGCUUUCAGGACUAGAAGAUGCUCUGCAGAAGGCCAAGCAGGACAUGGCUCGCCAACUGAAAGAAUACCAGGAACUGAUGAAUGUCAAACUGGCUCUGGAUAUUGAGAUCGCCACCUACAGGAAACUGCUGGAAGGAGAGGAGAGCAGGUUGGCUGGAGAAGGUGUUGGCCCAGUAAACAUAUCUGUAGUGAGCUCAGCCUAUGGUUCCAGCAGUGGAGUGGGGCACAGCUAUGGUGUUGGAGGUGGUUUUGGUUUUAGCAGCGGAAGCGGAGCUGGCAUGGGAUGCGGAUAUGGCAAUGGUGUCAGUGGAAGUGGUGCCUUUGUUAGCGGCGGACAAGGCAUGAGCAGCGGAGGUUACUCUUUCAACAACCUGAAACCUGGUGGCUUUAUGUCCGGUGGUGGCAGUAAUUCAGGUGUUAUUGUAUCAAAGACCGUGACAGCCUCCCGAAAAAACUAAGAGUCACAGAGUCUGGUCUUAAAGGACAGCAGCCUCAUAAACAGUAAAAUUGUG